AUGGCUUCAGGUUUCCUUUUGCAGGGUGUAAGCUUGUGGGAAUUGCAUCAGCCAUCAUCAGCCGGCAGUUGCGAGGAAGAACAUCGAGCUAGCGUUACCAUGUUUUCCAGGGCUGCAAACAGAGAAUCCACCGGCGCAGAGCUCCUGCCAAAGCACAAAACCUACAGGACCUACAGAUCCCCACAGCCACCGCCCUCAACCUCCCAAAGCAAUCAGCAGCUGAAUCUUUCAGAAUCUUUCAGAAAACGAUUCAAGGAGUCUCCCCUCGUCCAACCCUGCUUUCAAGCCCCAACAACCUUUCCCCCAGAAUGA
This is a messenger RNA of Symbiodinium natans, 312 nucleotides long. Lineage: Eukaryota; Dinophyceae; Suessiales; Symbiodiniaceae. The record is from the annotation of a GenBank genome assembly.